Molecule: messenger RNA, 1671 nt
Organism: Belonocnema kinseyi
Lineage: Eukaryota; Metazoa; Arthropoda; Insecta; Hymenoptera; Cynipidae
Gene: Lrr47
Product: leucine-rich repeat protein 1
Exons: 5
Coding region: 174-1391 (405 amino acids)
Molecular function (GO): protein binding
Source: RefSeq, a predicted model, not a curated record
CAGUGUUGUUUACCAAUUUUCUCGCGCUCAAAAACUUUUUCUGGAGGUUCUCGUUUUCGGUUUUCCUUACUAACGUGUGCAGCAAUGUAAAUAAUACAGAAAUAGGUGUUUAAAAUCGUGUAUGACCAUCGAAAUAUUGUAAAAAGUAAUUUUUUAUAGCGUGAGAUUGAAAAAUGAAGAUGAUGUGUAACGUUGCAGUGAGUAAUAGGUUAGGUGCAGGUACUACCGCUAGAAGAAAACCUGCAAAGUCGUGCUUAUCAAUUGGAAAAGUAUCAUCACAAAAUGAUCAGCUGUAUAUUAUUUUGCAAACCCUUCAAAAUAAACAGGGCACAAAGUAUAAGGUUAAAGACAACAUAGAAAAAGUAUUUACGAAUUUCAUCGAAGAAGGAAAGAUGACAAUUCGGUUUAAAGAACCGCCACAUGAUCUUUUCGUGCAGUGCGAUGCGAUUCAAUUAAAAAGUUUCGCUCACAUUAUGAAGCUUGGGUUUACAAAUAAGCUUACUGCAUCUGUUUUAUCACUUGCUGAUUUAAAACCUAAGGCCGUGGCCAUUGCCUUUAAAACUAAAGUGAACAUUAAAACCCCCGAGAAUUAUCCAAUUCUUGAGGGAUUUCCAAGGACGACAAUAGAAUUAUUUCUCACGGGAUUAGGGCGCAGAUCCUUCGACCGAAAUAUUUUGAAACUACAAAAUCUAAGGAUACUAGAUUUGUCUGAUAAUCAAAUUACAAGUCUUCCUAAAGAAUUAGGAUCAUUGCCGAAUUUGCAAGAACUAAAUCUAGCCCAAAAUUUGAUCGGCAAAGCUCCCAAAUCAAAAUGGGCUUGGAUGGAUGGAGUUCAUAUAUCGAAAAAUUUGAAACUCUUGGAUUUAAGUUCUAACGAGAUGGCAGAAAUACCGGACAGACUUGGAAAGCUGAGUGCCUUAGUAACUUUGAAAGUGAAUACAAAUUCUUUGCAAUAUCUUCCACAAAGUCUGGGACGUUUAGAGGCUCUAAAGUUCUUGGAUGUAUCCAAGAACGAACUUCUCGUUCUUCCAGGGAGCAUUCGGAAUUUGAGACUAAGUAGUUUGAAUAUAGCGCAUAACAAUUUUGUCACAUCGAAUAAUUGUACUGUAGUCAAGUUGAGAAUUUCGAGUCUUCUCGAAACUGCUGCUCGAACAGUUUUAAAAUCAAGGAUGCAUUACGACGCAAGCAGCAUUCCAUUCACGCUCAUGACGUAUUUGGAGAAUACACAAUAUUGCGUUUGCGGAAAUGCUUGUUUCGAUAACUACAUACGAAAUCCUAUGUUACUUCCUCCAAAUAGGUGCGCUGAUUCUACUGUUUCUAGUGGAUAUUCGUCAAUUCCGCUCGAUUGUUACUUUUGCUCGCUUCGAUGUCACAGACGGUACUGUGGAUAAAUACGAGAUGCUUUUUUACAGAGGACUCAUUUAUUAUCCUGGAAUCUAAUACAUGGAUCAAGUGACCAGAUUUCUACCUUAAACAAUUUUUUACUUGUAAUUUACGUUCACACCAAAUGAGAUCAGGGUGGCCGCUGGACUGGGAAUUUUCUGAGACUGGGAAAAACCGGGAAAUGACAGUGAAUUUAUUUCUUGACCGGAAAUUUUACGAAUUUUAAGAAGAAACAUUUGCCCAAAUUUGAUUUCAAUAGUUUUGUAAAUAAUUAAAGUAUAAAAAAAC